AGUUGAAACGGGCUGUUUUCAGGUUCCGUUUCAGGGUCUUAGAGGAGGCAGUGCGCGGAGAUGGAGACCUCGCUGGCCGGCGGCGGCGGCGGCGGCGGCGGCGGGUAUUGCCGCUGCCGCCGGUGCCCUUGGUCUUAACCCCUUGACCCCCGCAGAGCUCCGUCCCAGCCACACAAGCGAGGAGAAAUGGGCUGCAAGGGCAGUAAACCGGGCUGCUGUGAAGCCAGAAGGAAGAAAGAAAUAAAAACUCAGUAUAACAGCGGACAAGCUUCCUGUGAAUUGAUAGCACUGAAGACUGAAGCCAACACAGAUUAUUUGCACAAUGAAGCAGAAAAAAGGAAGGCUGCAAAGCUGGAGAAGCAGAUGGAGGAGACCACAAGGCUCCAGCAAGAACAGCAGGAAGAAGAAGAUUGUCUGAAGGAAGUUCACCAUGCUGAGAUUCACAGACUUAGACAGGACAUUCAACUCCAGGUAGAGAAGGAGGACUUGCAGCAUAAGCAAUUUUCUGAAAAAUAUGAUAUGCUGAAGAGAGAACAGGAGGAAACACUGCAAAAACUCCAGAAAACACAUGAUCAAGAGAAGCUGUUCCUAACCGAAUCCUACCAAAAAACUCAGGCAUCUUUGCAGGAGACCAUUGAUAAGCUGACUUCACAGCUGAAGUCCUUUCAGGAGAAAAUGAAACGGGUAGAAGAGUCAAUUCUGAGCAGAGAUUAUAAAAAGCACAUUCAGGACUAUGGGACCCCCAGCCAGUUCUGGGAGCAAGAACUAGAGAGUCUACAUUUUGUCAUUGAGAUGAAGACUGAACGCAUCCACAGCUUGGACAAGAAGCUGCUGAACCUGGAAAUAGUGAUGGAGUCAAACUUAUUAGUUGAAGAGAAAAUUAAAAUUCUACAACAGGAAAAUGAAGAUCUCCAAGUACGGAUGCAGAACCACAUGACAGUGACAAGGCAGCUGUCUGAUGAGCUUCUGACCAUUCGUGAGGCCCUGGAGAAGGAGACCCAGCUGAGGGAGCAAGCUCACCGAGAGAAAGAGGAGCUCUUGUACAGGGUGCUUCAUGGCGAUUCAGGCCACCCCCUUGCUAUUUCUACUGAGACAUCACUCAUUGCCACAUAGCACUUUGAGAGGCCAAAGACACUGAUGUGGUAUAAAAACAGAAGAGGAAAGGAGACCACCAUGUGACUGUUUCGUCCUUGCAUUCUACUCCAGAGGUGUUCAGAUAUUUUUUAUCCCAUGGACUAAGGUGGUCUUCAAGGGACAUGCCACAGGUCACACUCCUCCCAGACAAAUGAGGGCCAACUUAAGAAGUGGGAGCAGAGACAACAUUCACAUUAAAUGAAUUAAAUAAUUCCCAUUAUUUAAGAAUUUUCCAUUUCUGCCACAUUAAUAAUUGCAAUGUAGAGGGGAUCAUGCCGAAGGCUGGCAGGGAGGGAUUGGAUCCAGGUUGUAUACCUCUGUGCUGGCCAUGGUGUUUUAACCUAAGGACAAUUCUUGUUGGGAUUUUCUUUUAUGCCCUUGUUCUUUGAAAUCCUGAUAAAUGGGAUUUUUUCAUCUUCCUUUCAAUAGUGGCCAAUUUCAGUGCUAGUCAGGGAGGUCACCCUUCGGACGUUUUGUCAUAUAUAGCAGUCAGGUCAGGUCUUUCUCUUCUUCUCCCAAGAAAUAGUGGAGUUAACUACCUCAUAUAAUAGACCUUGUGAGGGGGUAAAAAAAUUAGAGAAAAAGGAGUAGGAAUUACAAAUACAUUGGCACUUCACAGUCGCACAGAGAUACUAGAGUAGAUAAAAUGAAAGAUUUACAAUUGAUUUCAGCUGAUGGAACUAGAGUUAAACCAAAAUUCUAAAGCAGUUGGAUCUUAAACCAGUGCUUUGUAAAUUUGAACUGAUUUGUAACUAAGUUCCCCCAUUGCGUCUUUUUUCUGCUGUGUCUCCAUGAUAUUUCUUCAUCUUGUCCCUGGCUCAUGUGUGACUCAAGCUUAAGUCAUCCUUAGCUGUGCUGGGAUUAAAGCAGUACAAUAUUUUCACCUUAUUCCAAUCUGGUCAAGGAUGACCUUUCCUGUCUAGUAAAAUCAGAGGACUAAAUGAGUAGUACUUUAAAACUAUGAUAAUUGCAAGACUGUCACGAUAGAAUUAGGAUAGGAAUUACCAGUGAGGCAACAACUUUAUGAUUUUCUACUCAUUUAAGGAUGGGCGGAUAGCACUUAACAUAGUAGUAGAGAAAGACCUUAAAGAAGAGGUUCUUAACCUGGGGUGACCGCAUCCUCAGGAAGUGUGAGAGGGAAUUUCAAGGGGUGCAAAAAAGUCAUAAUUAUUUUUUUAGGGGGUGCAAAUAUUGAACAUUUGCUAGGGGCAUGGAGCAUAGAAAAAAUUGGAAACCAUUGCUUUAAUGCAAGAUGUUGAAGUUUUUCCUGCCUCAUGGGGUUGCUUAGCCUUGAUCACCUUUCAUAUGGCUAAGAAAAGAUUUUAAAAAUUAACUCGGUUAUGUGAGCUUGAUUGUUCUGGAUCUCCCCAUUUUCUCUGUUGUUAGAAUUAUGAUCAGUUACUGCCCACAUUCUUUUAUUAUUUCACUUUCUAGAACAAAAAACUGGUUCUCACAGAUUUGGAAGACAAUGGGAAAAAAACAUCAUUUUAAUUCAUUUGCUUCUAGAAUCAAACUCUUUUGUCUUCUUUGACAGGGUCUCUCUUUGCUAGUUCAAAAUUUUGAGAAUGGUAUAUUAGAAAGGUUCUCAAAAAUUGAACAGAAAUCGAAAUUCUUAUUGUAUGACUGUUUUGUAAAGCUGAUAAAUGACAAUGCCCUCUACUGAUUGUAGGGGGGUGCUACAAGUUACAUAAAAAAGUGAUUGUCAGAUUGGAAGAACUGCUAUAGGCAUGUAAUAAUUUAAAUUCAAAGAAAUUGGAUGUUAAAAUGUAUUGUUUUAAUGAAGAGAUUAAAUUGGUGUUUAUUAUAGUUCUAGUGCAAUGUAGACACAGAAUGAAGUGAAUAAAUAUUGGUACUUAGUACUGCUAUAUAUUCAAGGAAAUCUGAUAUAGUUUUAUCCUGGAAAAAAA
Messenger RNA from Crotalus tigris (Tiger rattlesnake), 3041 nucleotides. RefSeq names its product coiled-coil domain containing 69 (gene CCDC69). Lineage: Eukaryota; Metazoa; Chordata; Lepidosauria; Squamata; Viperidae. The transcript is spliced from 9 exons. Gene Ontology annotation, molecular function: microtubule binding. The record is from RefSeq and is a predicted model, not a curated record. Gene Ontology annotation, cellular component: nucleus; cytoplasm. Bases 187 to 1113 code for a protein of 308 amino acids.